Zingiber officinale is the source of this 1418-nucleotide messenger RNA. Its product is annotated as rhomboid-like protein 14, mitochondrial. Gene Ontology annotation, cellular component: membrane. The transcript is spliced from 2 exons. Lineage: Eukaryota; Viridiplantae; Streptophyta; Magnoliopsida; Zingiberales; Zingiberaceae. The coding region runs from base 184 to 1212 and encodes 342 amino acids. The record is from RefSeq and is a predicted model, not a curated record. Gene Ontology annotation, molecular function: serine-type endopeptidase activity.
UGCUUCGAGAUUUAUCUCGGUCUCUCAUUUCCAUCCCUGCGACUAUCCGCCUGCUAUUUCUUGGCGUCCAAGAAAAGAAGGGCACGCGAUUCCUUCCCUCUUCCAUGUGAAAGAGGCAACGACUGCGAUCGCCUCGAUCAAGAUCAGAGAAGAGCAAGGAGCGGGGAGCGGAGCAACGAAUCCAUGUCUUGGUACUACUUCAGAAGCAGAAAUCACAACAGAGACGGUGGGGCAUGGGGCCGGAUGACAAGGGGGAUGCUGCCACUGCUUGCGCUGCAAGUGGCGUCCGAGUUCCACCGCCUCGGCCACAAGCCCCCAGUCACCGCCGGCCUCCUACUCGCCAACACCAUUGUCUACGUCCGUCCCUCGUUCCUCGACCGCCUGCUCCCUACUUUACAUGAAGUCUCCUUCAAUCCCCAUUUCAUCAUAAAGUAUGGUGAUCUGAAGCGUUUUUUCUUAUCACCAUUUUAUCAUCUGGAUGAUGCACAUCUCUUCUACAAUAUGACGUCUCUAUUGUGGAAGGGUAUCCAGCUCGAGACAUCAAUGGAUAGUAUGGAGUUUGUAUCCAUGGUUGCAAUAUUGCUUGGGAUGUCACAGGGCAUUACUUUACUUAUGGCUAGAGGUUUGCUUAUUUUCUUUGGCUAUGAGAGAGCAUACUACAAUGAGUUUUCUGUUGGGUUUUCUGGUGUUCUAUUUGCCCUGAAGGUCGUACUGAAUGCAUAUUCUGAUGAGUACACUUAUGUACAUAGUAUGGUAAUCCCAACACGGUAUGCUGCAUGGGCAGAAUUGAUCCUUAUCCAAGUUUUAGUACCAGGCGUGUCUUUUAUGGGUCACUUGGGUGGGAUAUUAGCUGGUCUUCUGUAUCUUAAACUGAGAAGUUCAUAUAGAGGGCUGGAUCCACUGUCUGCACUCAUAAGAAAAGCAUUUGGUGUUGUAAGCUGGCCUUUAAGGUUUGUCAAGAAUAUUUUCAACUUACAACGCCGUCGCAUAUCGGGUGGAGGAAGAGUUGGAAGCACACAACCAAGGUUCCAGUCUGGUGUUUGGAGAUGUGAUACAUGCACGUAUGAUAACUCAAUGCACGAUGAUGUAUGCGAGAUGUGCAGCACACCUCGUUGGGGCAAUGGAUUCCGCCAGGUCAGACAGUCAAAUCCAUCAAACAACAACCUAUCGGUAGAGGAGCUCCGUCUUCGCAGGCUUGAAAGAUUUGGUUGAUGAUUCAUAAUUUCUCACAACCGUAGGAGAAAUCCAGGUUGUGCUAUCCUAUUAGGUGAAUAGGCUUGUUUACAGGCCUUGGUACCUUGAUUGAGAUCCCAAGACAUUUUUUAGAUAUCAAUUUUUUGUCUUGUUUCCAAUUCAGAAGUAUAUAAAGAGUUCCUGACUUUAUAAAUGGAUAUAUUACACGAAAUAAUUUGAUGUGA